AUGGAGCCUGCCCACGAGGCGGAGGAGGCGCGCACGGUGCGCGAGGCGCUGGGCCGCUACGAGGCGGCGCUGGAGGACGCAGUGCGCGCGCUGCACGAGGACAUGCAGGGGCUGCAGCGCGGCGUGGAGCGGCGAGUGGCGGAGGCGCUGCGCCUGGCGGGCCCGCUGGCGCGCACUGUAGCUGAGCUGCAGCGCGAUAACCAGCGGCUGCAGGCGCAGCUGGAGCGGUUGACGCGCCAGGUGGAGGCGCUGGGCUUGGCAACCGGGCUGCCCCCCACGACUGGCACGCCUAGUCCCCCGCCCGCGCCCAGAGUCCCGGAUCGCGCGCCCCGACUGGGCACCGCACGCUUCGCCAGCCACGCCACCUUCUCACUGUCCGGCCGUAGCCAGAGUGUGGAUCACGACGAGCCCAGUGAGUCAGAGAUGAGAAGAACCUCCAACUCGUGCAUCAUGGAGAACGGGCACCAGCCAGGGGCAGGUCCAGGCGAUGGGCCCCCAGAGACUGCCCAAACCUUCCUGGCACCAGAGUCCCCCAAGCCUCGCCCAGUGAGCCUCUCCUUGCAGCUGCCCCACCAGCCAGUCACUGCUGUCACCCGAGUCUCUGAGAGGUUCUCUGGGGAGACCUCAGCUCUAUCGCCCACAUCUGCUGCUGUCCUGGGGGGCCUCACCCUGAGCCCCAGUGAGACCACCACACCCUGGACCCCAAGCCCAAGUGAGAAGAAUUCCACUUUCCCGUGGUCGAGUUCUGGCUAUGGGGCAGGGACGGCAGGCAGGGGCAACAACAGCUCCCCACUGGUGACACCAUCCCAGUCACCCCCGUCCUCACAACCACCAGCUACCACUCAGGCCCAUCGCCAAGGGGAGCGUCGCAGGGAGCUGGUGAGGUCGCAGACGCUGCCCCGCACAUCAGGGGCACAGGCCCGGAAGGCGUUAUUUGAGAAGUGGGAGCAGGAUACGGCGGGCAAGGGGAAAGGGGAGACACGGGCGAAGCUGAAGCGCUCGCAGAGCUUUGGCGUGGCCAGCGCCAGCAGCAUCAAGCAGAUCCUGCUGGAAUGGUGUCGCAGCAAGACUCUUGGCUACCAGCACGUGGACCUGCAGAAUUUCUCCUCCAGCUGGAGUGAUGGGAUGGCCUUCUGCGCCCUGGUGCACUCCUUCUUUCCUGACGCCUUCGACUACAACGCAUUGAGCCCCACACAGCGGCAGAAGAACUUUGAGUUGGCCUUCACCAUGGCUGAGAAGCUGGCAAACUGUGAGCGCCUCAUCGAGGUGGAAGAUAUGAUGGUGAUGGGCCGCAAGCCGGACCCCAUGUGCGUCUUCACCUACGUGCAGUCGCUGUACAACCACCUGCGCCACUUUGAGUAAAGGCCUGGCUAGCCGAGCAGAAAGCCCAGAAAGAGACCAUGGGGCUGUUCGGCUCAUUUUUCCCACGUCAGGAUGAGCCUCGACAAGGGAGUUGUGUUUGGAUGUCGGCGCGCUGUUUGUUCUGCGGUGUGUUACUGGGCUCCCUUCACGCCCAGCUGCGUGACUGAUUUAAAAGUACUGCCGAGCUGUGCUUCGACAGUGGUGAUCACAGCCAAGGGCUCAAAGAAAGGAGAAAAAUUACCAGAGAGAGAGAGAGAGAAAUUGGUGCUAAGUAAUUAUCUUCUUAAGACAGGCUUGUCGUUGUAGAUUCUGGAAUGCUGAAUUACCCAUUUUCCCUCUGGUGAAUUUGAUACAUUGGCUUUGCAGGGUCACAUUGAUUACCAAGUGUUUUUUUUAUCAAAAUACCCAGAGUUUUUUACUUCCUCACACUAUUGUAGGUUCCUUUCCUCCCUCCCUCUGGGCUGCUGCCAGGAAACAGAGAGGCCGCUUAAUCAGCAGCUUGACAAUCAGCAGCUUGACAAAGAAGGCCCAAGUCUUGGGAAGAAACACUUUAAUCACUCCCAGGUCCUGGGCAACAGAUGACCUUCAAGUCACCUCCACUCUCCGGGGAGAUGGGAGGGCUCUCGCCCUGGCCCCAAAUUGCUUCUGUUUUCCCCAGGAGGCCCCACAAGUGUUCGGCUAAGAAUAGGAUCUCGGGAAGUUAACACUUUUGGGGAAGGACAGGCUCUUUAUGCUGAGAGGUAGUUUUUAUUCAUAUCUCUUUUAGAGGGUUUGCUGCAAAAUAUUUAUGAAGAGAAAAUAACUCUGUCUGUACUGGUGACUGUUUGUACAUAAAAAGAUGUGUCAAACUUCACUUGGAAUUCGUUAUUUCUGCCCGGGAGAGAUGGAGCCACAUGAAAAUCUACUGGAAUUCUCCCUUAGCUGUUUCUGUACCUAGAUCACUUGCCUUUUGUGGUUGUUGUUCCUUGUUGUCGAGUUGGCCCCUGACUCAUGGUGGCCACCCGCACAAUGGAAUUUGACAACUCCUGGUCUAGUGCCAUCCCUGUGAUCAGUUUGGGAUUGGAUCGUUGUGAUCCGUAGGAUUUUCAUGGGCUGAUUUUUGGAAGUAAAUCACCAGGCCUUUCUUCCUAGUCUGUCUUAGUUUGGAAGCUCUGCUGAACCCUGUGCAGCAUCAUAGCAACAUGCAGGCCUUCAGUGACACAUGGGUGGUGGCUGCACAUGAGGUACCUUGGCUGGGAAUUGAACCCGGGUUUUCAUCAUGGAAGGCAAGACUGCUGCCACAGAACCACCGCUAUUCUUACCUAGAAAGCCGAGAAUUACAUUUCUUGCUCCCUGCUUGCCUCUUAAUCCUAAUCUCCUUCUUGUCAAAGGAGCAGGAACAAAGCUCCCUCAGUGGACCUGUCCCUUCGAUGCUGACUAAUGUAUCUAAAAUAAAUAGUCACCCAAGACAGCAAGGUUCGGGGUGGUCCCAUACUUGGAAGAAGCCCAUGAGGGAGGGCUGGUUUAUUUUCACAGCUGUUUGGUGGUAGGAUUGUAAUAGAAAAAUCACAGAGUCUAUAAAGCCACACUGCAUUCUUAGUUGAGAAUCAUUUUAGAAUUGUGUUGGAUUUUAGCCGCCAACUUCUAAAAUUUCCCUUUAAGGAGCUAAUAUGUAUCUUCAUCUUAUGCAGUGAGCUCUGAACACCAGCUCCUGUGUGCCUUCUUGGAGUCACAUGAGUGUCCCUUGUGUGUGUGAGUUGGGGGGGGCAACGGAUGAUUCUUGGUGGUGUCCAGGGCUGCGGCGAAGCCUGCCAGGUGGGCGAGCAGGAGUCUGCUUGUUCAGGCUGCAACCUUGCUCUGUCUUUUGGAUUUCCCUGUGGUCAGAGUCAUCCCGUUCCUAGCUUUCUCAUCUCUUGCAGGCCUGGGAAGGUGAUCCCUAUUAUUAGCAGGGACACAGCGCCUGGGUCUUUUUUCAUCCUGAAGCUUAGGGUUUCAAACCUAAAGCCAAUUUGGGAACACAAGGGCUCUAAAAGAGCAUGCCUGUAUGUUGCUGAGGACUCACACAUGCUAAGUGGAACUCUCCCGGGCCACGGGCCUGACCUUGCACCUCUGCGUGUAAACCAGAGCCCAUCCUGCAAGAAUAGGGACUAGUGUCCUUCAGGUCUCACAGUCAGAAUAAUACAGACUAGGUAUUUCUAAAGUAGGUUCUGUAAUGUUUUUAUCUGUGCUCUUGUGGGGAAAAGGAAGGAUCCUAAGAUUUAGUGCGUUUUAAGCUUGAUUACCUGUAGGACAAAGCCUCGAGAUUCCAAGGCCUGGGGAAAAAUGCCAGAAGGUGGCGCGAUCUCCGAACAUUAGGAAACCACUGUUUCAGAUCAGGGUUGUCCGAAAGUUCCCCAUUUGCGAAACCCAAUUCCAAACUGCCCUCUACUGUGGUACAGAUGGUUUUCAGUCUUUUUUCCUUUCUGGAAAUUAUUUCUCAGAGCUGCUGUUAAGAUUCUCCUGCUUUUCCAGAGAGACUUCUUCACCUGGAUUUUGUUAAAACUUAUUAAGUCUGACCAAACUGGCUUGUGUCUUUCCCCCAAGGGAGUAUUUCGCCAGAGCCGAGGUGGGUUUUAGCUUUUCUGACAGCUGAAGAAUAUUUUUCGAGGCAAGCAAGAGCCUAUAAGCACUUUCUGAAUAUGAUAUAGCACGCACCGGUUAGAGGAGAACGUACAGGCCAGGUGUUUGGGGAACAGUUUGUUAAAGCCAACGAAUUUCGUCAACGUGCUAGAUGAUGAGAGCUUCUCAGCUUUCCCGGCUGCAGUGGUCAGUGCUCUGUAACUAGAGGAGACCAGCAUGAGUGAACAUUUUAUUUUCUGCCGUUGUAACCAGCUCUCCCAGCAAUCGGAUGGAUGACUAAAAAUGCUGAUUCACUUGAUCAUUUUGGGGUGGGACAUCAUACCCUUUGAGUAGAACCAACUGUGGUUUGGCUUUUCCAGCUGGUGACAGCCAACCAACUCACUUAUGCCUGUUGAGACAGUUUGGUUCCGAUAUCCCCCCUCUUGGAGCUGGGCUCUCCCUUUUGCACUGCUGGCUCUGCUGAGUGAUAAAUGCGCUAGCUAUGAUUAUUUCUGAGCCAUCUUAUCUCUCUUUCUUUUAAAGUUGCCUUUGAUCUCUUAUCUCCUGGUGCUUGGACUUGCUUUGACACCAAGCAGCCCCAUAGCCUUUUGAAUGAACACAUUAAAAAUCCCUAGGCCUGUCUCCUCCCUAGAAAGCACCAAACAAGGAGGCACUUCCAGGAAGACUGUAGCAUUCUCUGUGGUAUCCAGGCAGCCUGGGGUGGAGGGAGGUGGUCCAACCAGGUGGAAUAAAGAGCUCAUUGUUGUUAUUGUUAGCCGCUUGUGAGUCUGUCCCUGACCCCAUGCACAACUGGAUUAGACCAUUGUAUGCAUAAGGCUUUCGUAGGCUGGUUUCUUGGAUGUAGACCCCCAGGCCUUUCUUCCUAGUCCAUGUUAGUCUGAAAGCACCGCUGAAACCUGCUCAGCAUCAUAGCAACAUGCAAGCCUCCACCGAUAGAUGGAUGGAUGGUGGCUGCACAUGAGGUGCACUGGCAGGGAAUCAAACCUGGGUCUCCUGCAUGGAAGGUGAGAAUUCUACCAAUGAACCACCAGUGCCCUCAAAGAGCUGGUUGUUAGGUGCCAUAGAGUCAGUUCUGACUCAUAGAGACCCUACGUACAACAGAGCAAAACCCUGCCCGGUCCUGAGCCAUCCUCCCGGUUGUUGCUGUGUUUGAGCCCGUUGUUGUAGCCACUGUGUCGAUCCAUCUCACUGAGGGGCUUCCUCUCUUUCACUGACCCUCUACUUUACUAAGCAUGAUGUCCUUCUCCAGGGACUGAUCCCUCCCAAUAACAUGUCCAAAGUAUGUGAA
This is a messenger RNA of Loxodonta africana (African savanna elephant), 5248 nucleotides long. It is a transcript of the gene SMTNL2, whose product is annotated as smoothelin like 2. The transcript has 8 exons. Gene Ontology annotation, cellular component: microtubule organizing center; filamentous actin. Lineage: Eukaryota; Metazoa; Chordata; Mammalia; Proboscidea; Elephantidae. Gene Ontology annotation, molecular function: protein binding. The coding region runs from base 1 to 1362 and encodes 453 amino acids. Gene Ontology annotation, biological process: actin cytoskeleton organization. The record is from RefSeq and is a predicted model, not a curated record.